This is a messenger RNA of Cooperia oncophora, 504 nucleotides long. The record is from the annotation of a GenBank genome assembly. Lineage: Eukaryota; Metazoa; Nematoda; Chromadorea; Rhabditida; Trichostrongylidae.
AUGAUACCGCUUAUACUGGUCGUCUUACUUGUGGCAUUGUCAGUAAAUGGGCAUGAGGAGGACGAUCAUGAUAUUCUUUCUGCACAUGGUGGUGUCUUCCGCGAUUUACAUUGGACCAACGACGAACUCGCUGAGAUCUCAAAACUACACACUACCGCUUCUCAUCACGAACUCAUGAAGCUUGUCGCGCGGAAAUUAAUGGACUCGGAUAUUGACGACGCUUCCAGGCGGAGAAUCGAGAAGUUCAUGAAGUUGAAGCGGCCGCCGAAGUUCCUCGAAACGUUCCUCAGUGACACGGAUAGGAAUUUUCUUCUUCAACAUCACGCUGCCGGUGAUUUCCAUGGUUAUGCUGUGUUGUUGUUCGAACGGUUAUUCGAGCUACCGAAGAACGAGGCGGUGGCCGCUCUUCGCUACUUUGGUCACCUUGCCGAAGCUGAAGCAUUGGAAAAUGCCGAAUGCUACCAAUGUGAAGUACAGCGAUUGGCUGAACGACUCGCACGCUAA